Messenger RNA from Rhodamnia argentea, 667 nucleotides. Its product is annotated as norbelladine synthase-like. The transcript is spliced from 3 exons. Gene Ontology annotation, biological process: defense response; abscisic acid-activated signaling pathway. Gene Ontology annotation, cellular component: nucleus; cytoplasm. Bases 37 to 504 code for a protein of 155 amino acids. The record is from RefSeq and is a predicted model, not a curated record. Lineage: Eukaryota; Viridiplantae; Streptophyta; Magnoliopsida; Myrtales; Myrtaceae. Gene Ontology annotation, molecular function: signaling receptor activity; abscisic acid binding; protein phosphatase inhibitor activity.
AGAGAGAGAGAGAGAGAGAGAGAGAGAGAGAGAGAGAUGUUUGGGCAGUUGUCGCACGAGACACAAGUGAAGGUGGGAGCAGGCAAAGCAUGGGAGCUGUAUGGCACCAUCAACCUGGCCCUGCUCGCCAAGGAGGAGCUCUCUCACACCAUUCUCCAACUCGACAUCUUGGAAGGCGAUGGCGGCGUCGGCACCACCAUCAAGCUCACUUUUGCCGGAGGUUUCUCCUAUAAAGAGAAGUUCACAAAAGUGGACAACGAACGCCGUGUGAAAGAAACCGAGGCGGUGGAAGGCGGGUUCCUAGACAUGGGGCUCUCCCUGUACCGAGUGCGAUUCGAAGUGGUAGGCGGGGACGAGGAGGAGUCGUGCGUUAUCAAGUCCACCGUCGAGUAUGAAGUCGCGGAUGGGGCUUCCUUCGAUGUCUCCAUCAUCUCGGUCAAGCCCUUUGCGGAUCUCGCAGAAGCUGCCAAGAAGCAGCUCACCACCUCGGCCGGCGCCGACUGAAAAGAAUAUCUCUCUCUCUCUCUCUCUAUUCGAGGGUUGGCGGAACGGAAAAUAAUAUAAAAAUCAAAUAACUUCUCGUUGCAUUGCUCUUUCAUCUUUCAUGUAUGACCGGAGAGUUGCUCCAAAUGAUUUUCAACUAAGGGCGAAGCUGUACUGAUUACCA